AUGGAGCCCUAUGAAGCCCUGCUGGACCACAGUCAGUCCCUGAUAAGUGGGCUGGACAGAUCAACUGCUGGAUGGAAUAAACCCAGUCACUCCAGGAGCAGCAGCACUGCAUCAUCCCGUCACUCUCGACAGAACAUGAAGGAAUGGGAUAUUAUGGAGGAUCUGCAGACAGAUUUGGGUGCCAGUGAAGACACCAUGCAGGACAUGGGUCAUCCAGGCAUCUGUGAAGGCUACCUGAUGAAGAGAAGAAAACGGCCCCUUAAAGGUUGGCACAAGAGAUACUUUGUGUUGGAAAAAGGAAUUCUCAGAUAUUCAAAAAAUCAACAUGAUAUCUUUAAAGGGAAAGUAAGUGGCUCAAUGGAUGUCAGUCUUGCAGUGAUGUCUGUAAACAGAAAGUCAAGGCGUAUUGAUCUGGAUACUGGAGACACCCUCUAUCACAUCAAGGCAAAGAACCAUGACUUGUACUACAUAUGGGUGACCAAACUGAGUGCUUACAGGAUGUAUAAGAGGAAUGAAGCAGUACAUAUCCACAAUGGCUUCUUGCAGGCCUUGUCUCAUAGCAGCAACACAGUACAGAGGAAUGAUGCUGUGCAAGAUGUGUUCCAGGGCAUGUCUGGCUCAUACCUGGGUGAUAUAGCAGCUCAGAGUGAUGAUCAGCACUCUGCAGAUUCUGUUGUCAAUGGCAAAGUGUGUGCCUGGCUGCAGCAGUCUAACAACCCAGAGAACUGCACACAAGAAUUAAAUCGGUGUCAAAUAGAAUUAAAUGAUCUGAAUCGGCUGGUGCAGAAGUUGAAUUCUCUUGAGUCAGGAAGGACUGCUGGAAAUGGAGAGCUUCAUAGGAUCAUCAGCAUGCAGAACCUUUCACUUGAGAAGCCCAAAAAGAAACUUGGCAGGUUAUGGGGUCACUCUCACACACUUUCUCGGGUUGAGACUCUCGGAAUGCCACUGCGUAGGAUUACUAAAUCGUUAUCAUCAAGCCAGCUGAGUAGUUCAUCCCACCUGGGUGCCUCUGUUUCCUCCAUUCCUGAUUAUGUCUGCAACCAACUGACUCCCACAGUCUUCGGCUCUCCCGAUCGCCGAAAGCUUCACCAGGACAUCUGUACUAUGUCCCAAAGAGUUCAUGCCUCUCUCAGAACUGUGCAUGAGUCUCUGGUUCAGGAGCUCCAGCAGCAACAGCAGGCCUGGUCCAGCAGCAGGCUCCGCCAAAACACAGCUGCCCAGAUUAACAACACAUCUACCACCCUGACUGAGUCUGAAUCAGGACAAAGUUCCUCAGUGGCAGAGUCAGAGACUGAGUAUUUUGAUGCAUGUGAUGACAUUUGUAAAGGUUUCUCUAAAGUAUCAGAUGAAUCAAGUCUGAGUGAUGCUUCCAGUAAUUCAGAGCCUGAGGAGGGCCAUGCAACAGCAACAUGGAAGUACCGUGCCAGCCUUUCCAAAGCGUCAGCAAAACCCAGUCGUAUUCUGCAGAGCCGUGGCCGCCGCACUACAUUGCCUGCAGUAUGCCCCGAUAACAGCCACGUAGGCCUCAUGACUAUCCUUUACAACAACAUUGGGAAAGACCUGUCACAUGUCUCCAUGCCAAUAGCCUUGAAUGAACCAGUCAGUCUGCUCCAGAGACUUUGUGAGGAGCUGGAGUACUCAGAGCUACUGGAUACAGCAAGUCGCACUGAUGACCCUUAUCAGAGGAUGGUUUACAUUGCUGCUUUUGCAAUCUCUGGCUAUUCUACAGCUACAUACCGUAACCGAUAUAAACCAUUUAACCCUGUGCUGGGAGAGACAUUUGAAUGUAUAAGGGAGGACAGAGGUUUCCGCUUCAUUAGUGAACAGGUUUCUCACCAUCCACCCAUCUCCGCUUGCCAUGCUGUCUCUGACAACUUCAGCUUUUGGCAGGACCAGAGAUGGAAAAAUAAAUUCUGGGGAAAGUCUUUGGAGAUAGUUCCUGCUGGAAUGGUAAAUGUGACUCUACCAAGAUAUGGAGACCACUAUGAGUGGAACAAAGUGGUGACGUGCAUCCACAAUGUUCUCAGUCAGCACCGCUACCUGGAGCACUACGACGAGGCCACAAUCCGCAACCUAAACAGUUCUGUCUGCACCUGUAAAAUCACGUUUGUCAAGUCUUGUUAUUGGGGGUCAGAUGCAAAUAAAAAUGAGGUUCAAGGACAAGUACUUGACCAGAGUGGUAAUGUAGUGCACCGAUUUGGAGGAUUUUGGCAUGAAGGAAUCUUUUGUGAUACACUGCCCAACCCACAAUGUAUCUGGAAGCCAUACCCACAGCCUAAAGACUACAUGCUGUACUAUGGCUUCUCCAGCUUUGCUAUGGAAAUGAAUGAACUGACCCCAGAGCUUGAACCUCUGCUGCCCCCAACAGACACACGCCUGCGACCGGACCAAAGGAUGUUGGAGGAAGGGAGGGUGAAUGAGGCAGACAAGAAAAAAGAUGAAGUGGAGGAGAAGCAGAGAGAACGAAGGAAACAUCUGGCUAAGAGAGGAGAGGAGCAUAUCCCUCGAUUCUUCAGGAAAUCUGUUGACGCAGCUGGUAGAGAAGUGUGGCUGACAAAUGGGACGUACUGGAAACUCAGAGAAAAUCCUGGAUUUACUAACAUUAAAAAUGUGGAAUUAUGGUAA
This is a messenger RNA of Trichomycterus rosablanca, 2625 nucleotides long. It is a transcript of the gene osbpl7, whose product is annotated as oxysterol binding protein-like 7. Gene Ontology annotation, cellular component: intracellular membrane-bounded organelle; cytosol; membrane. The record is from RefSeq and is a predicted model, not a curated record. Gene Ontology annotation, molecular function: cholesterol binding. NCBI's taxonomy places the organism in Eukaryota, Metazoa, Chordata, Actinopteri, Siluriformes, Trichomycteridae. Bases 1 to 2625 code for a protein of 874 amino acids. The transcript has 21 exons.